Cryptomeria japonica (Japanese cedar) is the source of this 462-nucleotide messenger RNA. RefSeq names its product protein DMP6-like. The coding region runs from base 1 to 462 and encodes 153 amino acids. Lineage: Eukaryota; Viridiplantae; Streptophyta; Pinopsida; Cupressales; Cupressaceae. Gene Ontology annotation, biological process: endomembrane system organization. The transcript is spliced from 2 exons. The record is from RefSeq and is a predicted model, not a curated record.
AUGAAACAGUCAGGCGCCAAUGUCAAGUCUAAUGAAGAAAGCGUAAUUCCCAUUUCUGUCAAUAGCACAUUAUCUUUGGCAUCAAAAAUUGCAAAAAUAUUGCCCACUGGAAUCCUGUUUGUGUUUCAGGCUCUUUCUAAUCUUCUCUCCAAUAGUCAAGGAUGCCAAACAUCAGAUAAGUAUUUAGUAGGAGUGGUUGUGGGUAUUCUUGCAAUAGCAUGCUUCUUCUUUUCACUGGUAGACACCUUCACAGAUGCCUCCACAGCUAUAGCAGUUUUGGUAUUUUGUGUGAAAGCCCUCACAGACCAAAAUGUGGUGCAUUGUUUAUAUCCAUCUGAAGAAGCCAAUAUACAGAAGAUAUACCAGGCACUUCUUGUUGCGCUGGGUGCACUUAGUGGUGUCAUAGUUGUUAAGAUUCCAUCCAAAAGGCAAGGAAUUACUAGUCCGGUGACCACAACAUGA